Messenger RNA from Triticum aestivum (bread wheat), 860 nucleotides. Its product is annotated as protein FAM193B. The transcript is spliced from 2 exons. The annotation marks the transcript as partial. Lineage: Eukaryota; Viridiplantae; Streptophyta; Magnoliopsida; Poales; Poaceae. The record is from RefSeq and is a predicted model, not a curated record.
CGCCGCUGCCCCCAAAUCGACCCCCAAAUCCUUCGUGCCCUCCACCACCACCGCCGCCGUCCCCCACCAUCCCACCGCCGCCGAACGCCCUCCAACCGGAGCACUUGCGCCGUCGCCCCAAACCACGCCAGAGCGGCGGCGCCAAGCACCGAAUUGACCGCAGCCGCCAACCACUCCAGAUCCAAGCCGGCGGCCGCCCUCCACCCAGACCACUGCCGUCCCCCUUCCCAACCACUCCAGAGCGGCGCCACCGAGCCGCCACUCCAGACCACAAGCGGCGACCACCCUCCUCCGCCGAAUGUCUUCCCUCACCACCACCCAUCUCGCGAGCUUCCUCCCCGACCAGGCCUCCUCCCCACAAGCUUCACCAGAGAACCUAGCGGGGACCCCUCCUCUACGUCCUCUACCCCAGGCAGCGGAGCGUCGACCCUCCUCGCGAGCAGCUCUGCCUUUCCCUGGACAGCGCUGCCUUCUCUACUUCCUUGCUCCAACCACGAGAAUUUGACAGGUUUCCCAAAGAUACACUACUUGAUGGAGAUUUGGAUGAUCUACAAGCUGCUGAAGGUUUGCAAGAUCUACUAUUAAGUUGGUGGAGUGAUAAUGUAAUGCGCCUUGUUUGGUGAACCUGGAGACAUUGGCAAGUUCUGCUCAUUUUGGUGGUUGUUUUGGCACAUAGGCCACUAUAUGGCCAUUUUGGUUGCGUGACACAUUUAGAAACAUAUAUACUUCUCCCUUUGUGGAACUACUUCAUUUUGGUUGUGUGGCACGUGUAUCUAGAAACAUUUAUGUACUCUUUUUGUGGCACAAUCUGCUUAUAUACAUUCUUAUGUUAAUGGAAUGAAGUUUAAGGUUUCCGAUGA